Molecule: messenger RNA, 4409 nt
Organism: Gordionus sp. m RMFG-2023
Lineage: Eukaryota; Metazoa; Nematomorpha; Gordioida; Chordodea; Parachordodidae
Product: membrane-associated guanylate kinase, WW and PDZ domain-containing protein 2-like
Exons: 13
Coding region: 1-3531 (1176 amino acids)
Biological process (GO): signal transduction
Cellular component (GO): cytoplasm
Molecular function (GO): protein binding
Source: RefSeq, a predicted model, not a curated record
AUGCCUGGUGAAAUUCAAUUCAAUAAAAAUUCUCUUUUUAAUUGUGCUUGCAAAGAAACAAAUAUUUGUAAAACGAUUUAUAGCGAGGAUAAUAAAAUCAUUCCAUUUUAUGGAGGAGCUGAAUGUGGACAAUUUAUUCUUUUUGGGUCAGAAUCCGUGGCUCCCCUUAUUGAUUCUUAUUCGAGUUUUAAUUUUUUGGGAAUCAGACAAGGGGAUAUAAUAUUAGAAAUUGAAAAUCAAAAUAUUUGUGGCUAUAGAAAAUCUGAUGUGAUGGAAUACCUUAGAUACAUCAAUAAAGAUAAAAAUAAUAUCACUAUGAAAUUUGUUGAAAAAGACUCGGGAUUUCCGCAGGAACUUCAUACUUUCUUAUCCCAAAUAUUCGCCAUUGGUUCCCAAGAACGUCUUCUCCAACAGCAGAUACGCGAGAAUUUGUACCUGAGGACCGUACCUUGCACUACCCGACAACCGAGACCCGGCGAAAUUAACGGCCUAGAUUACAUUUUCUUAUCGCUCGACGAAUUUUGUCAUUUGCAAAAAUCCGGGCAGCUCAUCGAAUACGGAGUCUACGACGGAAACUUGUACGGCACUCCUUUGCCCGCUUCGCCCAAUUCGCCCCUUAAACUUUCCACUACUCGUUCCACUUCCUCCACGCCGCCUUCGCUAACCAAAAAUGGGGGACACUCUCCCCUGCGAAUCGAGAUACCUACUCCAAACUCCGCUUCCCUGACACCCUCGAAUACCAUCAAAAAAGACCAUAUUCAAUCCGUUAAUUUUCCUUACGAUAAAGCUAACGGGGGAUCCUCCUCUUCUCAAAAUUCGAAAGAAAGCUUGAACUCCAGGGGCAAUUCUUCUUCCCUCUCCCUGACCGUCAAUCCAACCAUAACGACCUCUUACCUCCCUAAGGUAUCGACCGGUAACGGCGAAAAUAGGAACGGCGCCAAAGUCAUCGAAAAUGGCGUGAAAAAUAAGGGCUCUAAGGGCCCUCAGGAACAUCGUGAUAAACGAAAUUCCGUCGUUUCCGACCAAACCCUGAAUUCUAUCAAUUCGCUGAACAGCGUCAACAGCCCCGUCAAUUACUCGGGCGGCCCCGUAAAUGGCGAAAAUAAUGUCCCCAAGUGCGGUCCUAAUCGUGACAACAUUACCGAGGGCAAAAAGUAUUUCAACUAUGGCGACUAUAAUAGCGACGAUAAGGCGACCCCGAAUAACCGAAAUGGUCUCAAGAAAAAUGCUAAUUAUUCUAGCGAGGAUGGGAGUUCCGAUGUUAGCUUCAAAUACGGGUCUCUCGGAGGGGGCAAUAUGCCCUAUCAUCAGGCUUACCAACCCUUGACCAUAGGCCACCAACCAAAUUCUUCUUCCGCUUCCGCCAUGCCGAUAGAAACAAAUAACUUAUACCAUGGCAUUUCCGGGGUUGCUAGGCUGGAUAAGUCGAAAUCCUCAUCAUCGGAUAAAAUCUCGGAUGGGAACAGAAAAGGAGGAAACGUCGUCAAAAUUCGAGAUGCCAAAUGCGGAAUCAAUGGCUAUUCCACGUUGAGACAUAAUCCCGAAUCUUUGUCAAUGUUCAAAUUCACCAAAGAUCCCAAUGAUUUGAGCCAAUCGUACGGCGGUAAUCUUUUGGGCUUUUAUCUGACCAAAGGUGAGAAGGGCUUUGGGUUCACAAUACUCGGUCAUUCGGACAGGGACAAGGAUUACCUGUUUGUCAACAAGAUCUUACCCGAAUCGCCAGCAUUUUACGACGGGAAUUUGGAGAAAGGCGACAUACUGGUCUACGUAAAUUCCGUUAACGUUUUAGGCCAUUCUCAUUCCGAUAUAUUGGAUCUAUUUAAAUCUUUUCAACCAGAGAGUGUCGUUCACAUCAUAAUUUGCAGGGGUAUCAAGUUGCGACUACCCCCCGGCAUUUUCGAUACAGCCAACACUAUCGAUCCCGCAAAAAAAUGGGCCAAUCGCAAAAGCGAUAAUUAUUAUUCCCGAACCCUGCCACAUAAAUUUAAAAUUUCGAACCACGAAAAAUCUAAGUCCGAUCAGAGAAUACACGAUUCGUCGAAUUCGAACGCGAAGUUUAUUUCUAAUAAUUUUAAUCGCCCGCCAGACGGUAAAGGCAAUUAUAUCGCCAUUACUCGCGAAGAGGGAUCUAAAGUGUUACCUAACGUCGAUUACCUUCCCCGCUUCCCGUCCGCCAAAUCAUUUUCUUCCCUCAAAAACGGCUAUCAAAAUACGAAUAAAAAUACCCCGAACGGUUUUUUAUAUUCACACACACCCGUAAAAGUUGCUUCAGCUAAUCGUCGAGAUGGCGACCACGCGCGUAAGGCCGCUAUAAAUUCCUGUAACGGGGACGAUAAAGUGAGGAUAGUCGCGGGCGAUUUUGAAAGGAUACGCGAUUUUCGUAUACAUAACGAUCUAUCAGCUGGAGGCCAAUCUAAUGAUCGUUUAGUUAACGGUAAUACGAAAAAGCAGAAAGACGAAAUAAUAUCCUGCCACCUGACUCGUUCAACUCUGAAUGACGGCUUUGGGUUCAUCAUAUUGUCGUCCCUGGAUGGGAAAUCUGGAUCUUAUAUAAAUAAAAUCAUAGAUGAUAGCCCUGCUGAUAAAUGUCCUCUUUUAAGAGUUGGUCAAAAGAUCUUGGCCAUAAACGGAAUAGAUGUCAGGAGCACGGCUGAUUCAGAAACCAAAAGUGUCGGGCAAAAUAAUUCGUCGUCCUCCUUAUCCCAUUUUACGCACCAGCAAAUAGUGGAAUUAAUCAAAAGAUCUGGCCUUUCUUUGCACUUGAUACUUAAAAAUUCGGUCUGUAACGAAGAUCAACCCUCUUAUUCCAAUGGGAAAACGAAAGAUAUCAACCAUAGCAAGAACACUCUCAAGUCGGCCAAUGACUACUAUGAUAACCCUAAAUCACCUUUAGCAUACCAAUUCCCGUCAUCCGCGUCACUCCUUAAGCAUAGUGAUCUGGGUUCAAGCGUUAAAAGCCCGAAUAACAGCGGCUCUUCCACUGAUUCACCCCAAAACUACCCUACGUUCGACGAGUACCAUCGAAUUAUAGGAAAUCAUAACAAUAAAAAUUAUAACAAAACUUACACCAUUAACCGCAACCACAAUUCGUCGGCGAUAAACGCCUUUGACCCGUGUUCUCCCAUAAAGAUAGAGCUAUACAAAGGAACGCGGGGCUUUGGAUUUAGUAUUAGAGGGGGUGCGGAAUUCGAAAACAUGCCCCUAUACGUCUACGGUAUCGCUGAUUCAGGUCCAGCAGAUAAAGAUGGCAAAUUGAAGGUCGGCGACGAAAUACUAGAGAUUAACGGGAUCAAGACCCAUAUGUUAUCCCAUUGCCAAGCCCUGGAACUCAUCAAAAGUUGGGAACACAUGGUCAGGCUCGUGGUUUGCAGACCCCCACCACGAAACAACUCUCGACAAGAUUUUUCAAACUCAUUUGGCGGGCACUCGUUCUCCGGGGGUUACGAUGGCCCCCGCCAUAACGUCAAUAACACCGAUAUCGAUAGCCUAAACUCGAUUUCUCCCCUGUACCUGCUCAAUAACACAGCCUAAGAAUACAUAUUAUAUAUUUUUGAAUAAUUUUUUUUUUUAUUAUUACAGAUUCGAAUUUUAAAUGCGAAAAGAUAAAAGGCCAUUUUUGUUGUAAAUAUAUUAUAAGACUUGUAACCUUAUUUUUUUUCCGAGUUGUGAAAAGUUAUCAUUUGAGCAUUACAGCAAUGUUCAAGUAUUUAUAUAGUAUUUUUUUUGUAAUGAUAUCUUUGCGAAGUUAUAUUGAUAUCCCUUUAUAUCUAAUGAACCAAAUACUAUAAUUUCAAAUAUUUAUCUUGAAAUCCUUUAUUGAUUGUCUUAAAUAUUGAUAUAUUUUUAUCUAUAAAAACAAAGUUCGACGUUUUGGCAACAAACUAAACGCGCUAAUUUUAACAUUCCAUUACUUACAAAAUGUUAUCUCAUUUCCUUUAUUUUUUUGAUAUCUUUUUUAUUUUAAAAAAGAAUAGACAAUUUCAAUCUUAUAUUUAUUCUCUUUAUUCUUUUUUUUCUAAUUUAUUUAUUCGCUUUCUUUUCUUUCAUAUAUUUGUAAUUCAUUUUUUUUAAAACUAUAUUUUAUUAUUUAUUGUCAAUGAUUAAACAAUCCCUAUUAAAAUUUAAUUUAUUCUUUUUCCAACGAAGUUUUAAGGUCUCGACUAGACGUUAGCACCCUAAACUUAUAUUAUUUAGCAACAAAAAAUGGAAUUUAUGGAGGAAGGGGGUGGAGUGGGUAAGGAAGGGUGCAACGCAUUGUCAUAAAUAUCCCUCUUUUUUUUAUCAACAAGAAGUUUUUGACUGUUAUCAUUUGGCAUCAUUCCUAUUUUUGUUUCUAAUAUCUAUCUUCUAUCUCUUUUUAUUUUUGAUAUACAAAAUAAUAAUAAUAUUUAAAGCGUAUUUAUAAAAUU